GCAGGCGUGAAACUAAGGAAGGCGAAGCCUGCCGAGAAUUCUACCAGUCGUGGCCAAGGAAGGGAAGCGCUGGGAGCCCUUCUCCCUUCCGUUCCUUUUCUUCACCUUCCCCGGAGUUGGAAAUCGGAAUGGCAACAAGAAUGUUGGGGCGGGGGAGUCACGGGCCGGGCAAGAAGUGCUUAUACGAAGGUUACAGCGGUCGCGCUUUGCUCUGAUAGAACGGGCAGGGUGGUUCAGUAGCGGAUCCUUCUGGGAGGAAUCCUGUGUUACCUAUAGUGUACUUUCCUACAGGGAUCCUGUAUUGUUCGGUGUUCGGUCACAGGUAGCAGGUGGAGUUCCCCUGGAAAAAGUCUGUCUGUACGUGAGCGCUCCCCCAACGUCUUUCGCCUACACGAAUCUUUGGCAAAAUUCAGCGUUCGGCAGCUCACUCAGGACCUCUUAUUGCUGCUACCGGGGCUGAAACAUGGUCAAGCGGGCAGGAAAGAGAGCGAGAGCCCACGAGAUGGAGGAUCCUCUCUGUUGCUGCGAGUAUCUCGAUCGGAAGGGCCAGAGGAGCCACCUGGCGGCGUGUUUCUGCGAAUGCGAGGACCUCGACGAGUGCUGUGAAAGGUGGAUGACUUGCAAAUCUUUACCCCCUGGAAUAUUAGAGAGAAUCGCAGACACCUUCAGGGAUCGCUUCCGUUUCCCAUGGAUUAAGGGGGCUGUAAAGAUUGAUAUCAGCCUCCUUCCGCCAGUCAUCUUGCUUCCUUUCUUCCUUCACAUAGCAGCUUUGCACUUCCUUUUGGCCCUCAUCAUCCUGAUAUUGCUUCCUAUACUAGUACUGUGGUAUUACUACCUCACACACAGGAAGAAGGGUCAGACCCUCUUCUUCUUAAGCCUGGGGCUAUUCUCCCUAGGUUACAUGUACUAUGUGUUUCUCCAGGAAGUGGUUCCCCAGGGGCAUGUAGAGUACAGUCAGGUGGCUCUUCUUACUUGUGGCUUAAUCCUGAUGCUUGUAGCCCUACAUCGAGCCAAGGAAGACCCUGGCUACCUUCUCUGCCAAACAAGCAGUGACAAAGCACUUUGCCAAGGCAGCCGUAGUAAUAAGUUCAGCAACAAUGGUCUGGGCAGCCCCAGUGGGCUUUGCAAAGCACCUGCCUCUGGUGUUGCUGUAGACAGUAACACUGAGAGCCACUCCAGAACACUGGAAGCAGCAACAGGUCAGGGCACAGAGGACUGGUGCACCAAGUGUCAGUUGCUUAAACCAGCUCGAGCUGGGCACUGCCGAAUAUGUGGCAGGUGUGUGAAGAGACUGGAUCAUCACUGCAUCUGGAUUAACAACUGUGUUGGAGAACAGAACCAUCAAGCUUUUAUCCUUGCUCUCUUCCUUUUUCUGCUCACUUCAGUGUAUGGGAUUUCUUUGACUUUGGAUACCAUCUGUAGGGGAAAAACCACCCUCAGUGCUCUGUUCUACUGCCCUGGUGUCUAUGGAGAAUACAGUUCAGCCCUGACAUUCACCUGUGUAUGGUACUGUGUCAUUGUAACUUCUGGUAUGGGCUACAUCCUUCUUCUUCAGCUCUUGAACAUCAGCUACAACGUGACUGAGAGGGAGGCUCGAAUUGCGUUACGGGAGAAUACUGGACGGAGGUUGUUAUGGGGUAUAGUGGUUGACAUAGGCCAGUAUAAUCAAGGUUUUCUGUACAAUUGGAUCCAGUUUCUGACUUUGCGCUCACCUGAUCUGCAGCAGUCCACUGAAGAUGUUGUAUGAAGGAGUUUUUAUUUAUUAACUUUAUCAUAUGUAUCUAUAAGGCAUCCUGGGCCUCUCAUCUGCUGCUAGUGAAGCAUGGAGUGUGAAGAUCCUUUGAAGCCAUAUUGCAAGCUAGAACAUCACUUUCUCAGAAACAUGCAAAUACCAAACACUUGGUAGGAAGACCUGGGUAUGGCUGUGAUUGCUUAUAUCCUUCACUUGAUACCUGUUAGUUUCAAGUAAGGAAAUGGAAAUAUAAAACAACCAUCACAAGUGAAAGAAGUGGAGACCUCCCUGUUGUUUGAUAUGACCUUGGGGUUUUGGCAUUUCCUUGGAGGCAGUUCAUACAUUCUGCUCUUGGGUCAUUCUGUGACAUAUAUGAAUAUAUGAAUCAGGCGAUAGGAUUAUAUGCUGGAAGUCAUAGGUUGAGGGAGGCAUAGUCUCACAGUUCCAACAAUGAGUUGCCUUUAAUUCAUUGUUUCUCUAAAUGAAGGGCAGCCCCCUACAUCUCUUGACUCUAAAGAUUCAGAAGAGGAGAAUGUAUCAUAUGUCAAGCCAAAGGUAUUCAACUUCGAGCAGAAAAUACUUCACAAGUUUCCAAUGUGCUAUGCCAAAUAUGAAUUGUGGAGGGGCAGGUUGAUUCCAGGAGGGAUCCUGAUACACCAUUUUCUUGUUCUAAUUUUUCUGUUUGGGAUUCGCCUUUGGAUUCAUGCCCCAAAUUUAGCAGACUGCAUACUUCAUUUCAUGCACUUGUCUGACCAAAAGAUAGUUGUUAUUAUGGGAUAAUCGAGAAGAAGGUUCUCAGUGUCACUUAAUCAUGAUAUAUUGUAGCAAAAAUACUUGAAUUUUUUUUAAUUUUAUUGUUGCAAAUUCUGAUCUUUGUUAAUGGACUUGAUGAAUUAAAAAGGGAACUCCGCUCACUUUCAUGCUUUUACCAGAAAACUCUACAAUGUUGUACUCCUUAAUAUCUUCGUAUUAGAAGAACUGAGAUACAUAAGUGCCUAUAGGAUGGGCUUUUUUUAAAGCUGUGAUUUGCAUGGCUGGGUGGUUUAGGGUUUUUCUUUUUAAUACCAUUACCUCCUUACUUAGAGAAUAUGGUUGCUUUUAAUUAAUAUACUUAUCCCUCACCUCCAAGAUGGCUCAUAAUGAACAAUUAAAAAGGCUGUUUUUCCAUUUAAAUUUAAACUGCCUAGAGUCACUGAGAGUCGGGUGGCAUAUAAAUAAAAUAAAUAAACAUUAAGUAGUUAAUAAAAGCAAGCCCUUAAAACACUUGAAUUCAAAAUCAUAUCAAAUCAGCAACUACUUUAGAUUGAAAAAGAAUACUGCAAAUUGCACAUGAUUAAAAUCACAGCUGAUUAUGGAUCAUCAGCUUAAACUUAGGUUCUUGUUUGAGGGCCUUAUAAGAAUCCAUCAAACUGAUAGUUUUAAACAUUUUAAAACAUGCAAGUGUGAUUUGUAUAAACUUCAGUUCAAUCAAGUAGAAAAGGAAGCUGCAGUUAUAUUGAGAAAAAUAGUUACUUGAAGGACUGGAGAGCGUACAUUUCUUUUGUCUGGUGUAGAGAUGACCAUGUGCUAGAUAAUUUUUUGUAAUUGAUCUGGCAUUUGCUAAAAUUUGCUGUGGUUCUAAUACAUAUGUAGCAACAGCAGCAUUAUUCCGAAGAAGAUACUAACUCAGUUAUGAUAGGAUUAUGUACAUAGUAAAGUCCAAUAGUAGAAAUUUAUUGGGGGGGGGGUUUACAAUAGAAUAUAUUUUUAAAUAGUUUUAUCUUGGCUACAAUCAUAGGGAGUAAUUCACUUGCUGUUGUCAAGGAAGUUUUCUCCUAAUGAAAAAUUGUGCUAUGUUUGCUCUGAUCAAUACCUUGGGGCCUAUAUAAGCUUUAGGUAGCACAAUUUUCAAGUUGAAACAAAUCUGUUUCAUCUGCAUUUGGCACACUGCUGGAAUGUGAAAGAUUAGUAGGACAUCCAUUAGUAGGAUUUUAUCUACAGCAGUUGCUACUUCUGGAGCUUGGUGCUAAUGGGCAACCCACUUGCUGCUUUCAUUCUAUUGAAAAGGAUCUGAUUUUAAAACUUCAGGGUUUUUUAAAUCCCGUCUGUCAGAAUAUUUAAGAAGAAAUCCUCUAGUCCUCAGCAAUUGUGCAGUGCUACGUAGAAUAGAUGCAUAUUUUGAUAAGUAUGUACAAACUGGAAAUUAAAAAGGAAAGUUUUUCUUUCUGUGGUAAUGAUACGUACUCAAGACAAAAUUCAAGUGAGCAUUCCUGGGACAGACUAAAGGCUGAGCAUAGUAUCUUCCUGGGAAAAUAUGGUGUUCUUCUGAGUAGCUAGCUUGUAGCUAGAAUUAAACUCCUUAAUUUUUAAAAAUACAUUUAAUUCCCAGGUUCUCUUUUUAAUAUUCACUUGAAAUGGUAAAUUAUACAACAUACUUAACAAUCGAAAAAAGCUUCUAGAUAGUGUAGGUAGUGCAGCUAUAAAUGAAGAAAUAAUUACUGAUAUAUGUUUGAGAGGGUUUUUUCCCCCUCCUCAAUGCACUAAAAUGAUCAAUUUUGCCUCCAUGUCCUCACCCUAUAUAAUCUCAAAGAAGCUGACAAAAGAUUCUUGCCUUGUGCUGUCAGGACCCAAUGUGAAAAGGCUAGACACUGAAGAUAAAUAUCUUGUAAAAUGAAGGGAUGUUGCAAGGAGCAAUGGAAUGCAUUAACAAUCCACAUUAAUCAACUUUUUAGCUUUCCUCAGGAAAGUUGAAACGAUUACCUCCUGGGUGUCAGAAACAUAACGCACAGUUUUCUGAAGGAAGUGUUGCUAUGUAAAGGCAGUUUAAUGUAGCUACAAUUAGGCUAACUGAAAGAGAUUUCUAAAGCAUCUGUUGUGUAUUGCAAUGAAGUAGAAUAUAAUACCAUCUAGCCUUUUGCACUGAAGGGAAUUCCGAAAUUCUGAAACGGUUAAGAUUGUAUAAUAGCAUUUUCUAUUUAAAAUCUCUUCUGUGUUACUCAGUGAAUUCUAGUGCAGAGGCUAGGGUGAAUUUUUAAGGAGCAGACUUCCUGGGUUGUUUUUGCUGAUCAAGAUCAAAUGCUGGUAAUAUGAAAGCCUUGCUGUGAGCCCAUUGAGAAGCACAGGGGUACAAAUAACCUACUGCUACUUUGUACUUUGUUUGUUUUUUAAUCUGUUCAAUCAUGUCCAAUUUUCAGAAACUGCCUGGACAAGUCCC
Messenger RNA from Python bivittatus (Burmese python), 4925 nucleotides. It is a transcript of the gene ZDHHC23, whose product is annotated as zDHHC palmitoyltransferase 23. The record is from RefSeq and is a predicted model, not a curated record. Gene Ontology annotation, cellular component: endoplasmic reticulum; Golgi apparatus. Gene Ontology annotation, biological process: protein targeting to membrane; peptidyl-L-cysteine S-palmitoylation. Gene Ontology annotation, molecular function: protein-cysteine S-palmitoyltransferase activity. Lineage: Eukaryota; Metazoa; Chordata; Lepidosauria; Squamata; Pythonidae.